UCCGCCAUACCUGAAAUUAAAAGCAUUUGUUUUGAUAAUCUGUGCCCAAAAUUUCAGCCCAGGGAAAUGAGUCGUUAUGGUGCUCACAUACGCUUAAUAACAUAUGUUUUAUUGUUCAUCUCGUAACUUUUAAAGCGUAUUUUGUUGGUUGCACCAAGUUCGUAGCCUCUUCUUGUAGCAGUCUGCUGCUCUCAGUGUUAGAGAAGAUGGCGGAGGAAGAGAAGAGCGCUGAGCCUGUCAAAGACAACCACGAACUCCAAAUUAUUAAGGAGCUGGUAGAUGACUUGUACAGUUACAGGGAUCGUUACUUUGAGACUCACGGUGUGGAGCAGGCGGGCAGGAAACAACAAGAUGUCACGCAGGAGCUAGAAAAGGUGCUGAAAAAGCUGGAGGAGAAAGAAGAAAACUUGAAGCACAAAGCGGAGUUCCUGCUGCAGAAAGGCAGGUGUCUUAACGUCGCCCCCGACUUCAGCGCUGCUGCCGAGGAGUGCCUUUCCCGCGCCGUCAAGCUGGAGCCCGGCCUAGUGGAGGGCUGGAACGCGCUGGGGGAGCAGUACUGGAAGAAGGGCGACUUGACUGGUGCCAAGAACUGCUUCACAGGAGCCUUGCAGCAGAACAAGAACAAAGUAUCCCUACGGAACCUGUCUAUGGUGCUGAGGCAGCUACCGGCGGCAGACAGCGACGCACACGGCAAACAGGUUCUGGAGAGCGUGGACAUGGCCCGGCAAGCUGUACAGCUUGAUGUGGCGGACGGGACAUCCUGGUAUAUUCUAGGAAACGCUUAUGUAUCCCUGUUUUUCACUUGUGGACAAAAGCCACAGUUGUCUCAACAAGCUCUAAGUGCCUAUGCGCAAUCUGAAAGAGUAGACCGAGCAGCUGCUUGUUACCCAGAGCUGCACUUCAACCGAGCCACACUCUUUCAGUACGAGGAGAUGUUCGGGUCGGCGCUUGAGGGCCACAGCCGUGCCGCUGCCCUGGACCCCAGCUGGGAAGAUCCGCCGCAGAGGGAAAAGCAGCUGCUGGAGUACCUGAGGAAAAUCUCAGAACUCAUCGAGAAUAAGGGCAAGGUGAAGGCGCGGCGCCUGCGGACGUUGCUUUCCAACCUCAACACGUCAGCUCUGGGCCCGUGCUCGUCUCCUCAAUUUCGCUCGCCAACAGGCCGCAUGGGCAGCCUGGAGCCGCGGGCGCUGUCUUCCCUCACGCACGGUCACAACGGCGGGGUUGCAGCCAUGGGGAAGGUGGUGUUCAGUCUGGCAUCCGAGGGUCGUAUGGCCUUUACGUUCGGCAUGGUGGACAGCGAGGAGACAUGCAUGGUGGUGAUGGUUUACAACACGGCAGACAGCUGGGGGGUCCUCAUUGGAGACACCGUGGUCAUUCCUGAACCUCAGGUCAAACGACACAGUAUCACGCAUAAAGACACGUCCUUCGACUUCAAGAGCAUUCGCGUGGACUCUCCUCUGCACCUCAUCGUUAACGGCAAGAAGCAAAAUUCCCAAAGUCAGAUUGCCACCUCGGUCAGCUACAAACCUCAGAGUGAAUGAGUCAAGACGACCAAACACAUGCUGGACAUGAACAAGAAGAUUACAAAGUGGUCAUUAUACUGCUUUGUCUGUAGAGACAUUUUGUUUAUAGCCGUUAUAUUUAUUUUCUUUCUUUUUUUGUAUCCUGUCAUCUAAAGGAGUUUUUGUGGGAGGGGGGGUAA
Messenger RNA from Nerophis lumbriciformis (worm pipefish), 1702 nucleotides. It is a transcript of the gene ttc5, whose product is annotated as tetratricopeptide repeat domain 5. Gene Ontology annotation, molecular function: protein binding. Lineage: Eukaryota; Metazoa; Chordata; Actinopteri; Syngnathiformes; Syngnathidae. The record is from RefSeq and is a predicted model, not a curated record.